Molecule: messenger RNA, 270 nt
Organism: Penicillium cinerascens
Lineage: Eukaryota; Fungi; Ascomycota; Eurotiomycetes; Eurotiales; Aspergillaceae
Product: histidine phosphatase superfamily
Exons: 2
Coding region: 1-270 (89 amino acids)
Source: RefSeq, a predicted model, not a curated record
AUGGGCGACAGCGAGGUAAAGAACUCCUUGGUGGAUGCCAGCGUCUACCUACUCUGGGCAACGGCACCUCGGCCUAGUGGCCGGUGGACGGAUAUCAGAUCAAUUCAGUUUCAGAACACGGAUACCAGCCAAGACAGCGAGAACUUCGCUUGGGUGCAGAGCUCCAGUGACUGCAGCAAGGUCACUGUCAGCAGCAACAACUACUACCUCUCCCACUCAUACAGGUCGAUGCUGGCAUCCACCGCCUCACAGACACUGGCUAACUUAUGA